AUGGCCACCACUACAAGCCAUAACCCGGCCACCAGGCCUAGCGUCGCCUCCGUUCUUCCUCCCCUCUUCCUAGGCACAGCAACCUUCAACACCCAACAUGUCAAGGACCCUCUUCAGAUGCCAUACAGACAAAUUGUCUCAAGGGCACUGGAGUUGGGAGUGAACGGUUUCGACACAUCACCAUACUACGGCCCUUCCGAAGUCCUGCUCGGUGAUGCGCUGGCCGCUCACACGGCAGCCACGAACAUCCCCAGAGAGUCCUAUGUGCUAGUCACCAAGGCUGGCCGCAUCGCCGGCAAUGAGUUCGACUACUCCCCGGCAUACGUGCGGUACUCUGUCCUCCGCUCCCUCAACCGCCUCAACACGACCUACCUCGAUCUCGUGUACAUGCACGACGUCGAGUUCGUCUCUCCGUCAGAAGUUCUCGCCGCUGUCCAGACAUUACGACAGCUCCGCGACGAGGGCAAGAUUCGCUUCGUCGGAAUCAGCGGUUUCCCAGUCCACGUCCUCUGCAGCCUCGCAGAGAUGAUCCUCGCCGAGACCGGUGAGCCUCUGGAUGCCAUCCUCAGCUACGGCCACUUCACCAUCCAGAACCCCACGCUCGGCUUGUCCGAAGUCGUGUCCGGACCCAACCACACCGACGACCAGAGCCCUCUGAGAAGGUUCCGCAACGCCGGCGUGCAAGUCGUUCUCAACGCCAGCAUGCUCGGCAUGGGUCUGCUUACUCACACCGGCAUUCCCACCAACUCGGAACAGUCAGAAGGCAAGGCGGGUGUCAUCGCAAAAUGGCACCCGGCUCCCGAUCAACUGCGAAGUGCGUGCAAGAAGCUCUCCGAGUUUGCGGAUGAAGCUGGCGAGCGGCUGGAGACGAUCGCUCUUCAUUGGUCGAUGGAGGAGUACGCCCGCGUUGGCGCCUUGGCUGGACUUGGCGUUCAAUUGCCUGGUCAGGGGGAUCUGCGCGUGGGUGGCAGUGUCAUGGGUGUGACAAACGUUUCUGAGCUUGAGCAAACGGUGCUUGCGUGGAGCAAGGUGCUUGAGGGGAUGGGGGCUAGCACUGAGGCUGGCUCGGCCGAGAACUAUGAGAAGUUGAAGGCGUUGGUUGAGCAGAAGAUGUGGCCGGCGCUCGGUGAGUGGAAAGGAUACAGCUGGGCCAGUCCUGAUGAGGGUUUCCAGAAUGAGAGAAGUGCGGACAUGAUGGGCGUGAUACCCGAGGAGGAUGAGCUCAUGAAGAUUGUUACUAGAAUUUCCAGCAACUUGUAA
Messenger RNA from Colletotrichum karsti, 1260 nucleotides. RefSeq names its product L-galactose dehydrogenase. Gene Ontology annotation, cellular component: cytosol. Bases 1 to 1260 code for a protein of 419 amino acids. The record is from RefSeq and is a predicted model, not a curated record. NCBI's taxonomy places the organism in Eukaryota, Fungi, Ascomycota, Sordariomycetes, Glomerellales, Glomerellaceae. The transcript has a single exon. Gene Ontology annotation, molecular function: D-arabinose 1-dehydrogenase [NAD(P)+] activity. Gene Ontology annotation, biological process: dehydro-D-arabinono-1,4-lactone biosynthetic process.